GGAAAUGAAGUCAAAAGGCAGAACAGAGAGGGAGAGGCAGUGAAGAAAUAAAGUUAAAACGGUCCUCAGUGUGCAUGUAAAGUCACAUCAGUUGUGUCUGACUUGUUACUCUAUGGAUGGUAGCUCUCCAAGUGCCUCUGUCCAUGGGAUUCUCCAGGCAAGAAUACCGGAGUGGGUUCCCAUUUCUUUCUUCAAGGGGAUUGAACCUGCAUCUCUUAAGUCUUACGCAUUGCCGGGUGUGUUCUUUACCACAAGUACCACCUGGGAAGCCCCACACAAAGGGUCUUAAGUCUUGCAAAACAUUUCAGGGAAGCGCCAGCCUUUGGAAAGGGGUGUGUUAAUCUCUUCUUUUUUUUUUUUUGGUAGUCAUUCACAGGUGCACUGGGUCAGGUUAUCUCAUUAUGAGCUGAACAAAGGAACUUCAGUUUAACAGUAGGCAGAGAGGCAGGGUCCUUUGAGGCAGGCCAUUAUGUAUGAUUAUAAUAACAAAGCAAUGAAAAACAAGUCAAAGAACCAGAACUGGGUCAAAAUUGGGUCUUUUCUGCAACACUGACUAUUGACCUUGGAUAUAAGCUUCCAGGCUUCCUGUCCUUCCAGAAGCCAGACUAUUUACCGAAAGAUUUCUUUUCUGGACUUCUAUUGAGUAAGUACUAAGCAGAACUGUCGUCUUGUCUCCAUCAAACCCAUACUACUUUUGCCUACAAAACACUGCUUAAAAUUCAUCUAUGCAGAAUCUUUAAUCCAUUAACAAAGAUUGGGUAAGCACUCGCUCAAGCUAUUGAAGAUACAGCAGUUGCAGCAGUGUACAUCUGGAACACUUGGCCGACUUGUUGAACUUCCCCCAGGGACUACUCCAGGGAGAGGAGGAGAGGGGUGGAGAGGCCAGAACAGUUGCCUGCAAAUAGAGAUGCCAGUACUGUGGACCAUGCUUGUAAAAAAAAUCCACCUUAUUCUGGACCUCAGUUUCCCCAUUUGCUUAUUGAAGGCACUUGUUCUCCACUCCAAACUCCUGUUGCAGUGAAAGAGGAAAACUACUCGGGCUGUGGAUUCUCUCCUACAGCACUUUCUACAGUGUAAAGGGAUCAAUACGUUGAAAUAAUAUACCAAGAAAUCUUAGGGACUGUUUUAUCUUGCAUGAGGCAGCGUCACUUCAGUCCCACCUGGCACAGAUGGGCUUCUUACGCUUAGACUGAGGCCCCAGACUCACUCCAGGAGUGGGACUGACUCAGUCCCACCCCAUUCUCACUCCCUUUGGCUCUCAGGCUCCUGGGUCUCCUUUUCUUUUGGCGGGCCAUUGAAUUGCAAACACAGCAGGCAUGGUUUCAUUCCAAACCCAGGACUGUUUUAAUUAGUUUAACGUCUGUUAAACGCUUUGAAGAUUGAAGGAAACAGAUAAGUACUGGAUGAUGUUAUUAACAACUGCAGUUAAUUGCAAACAUUUCUAUUAAUACUAGUUUCCGCCUCCUUUUCUUUGCUCUAGUUUCCUUCCAAGGUUCCCCAAUUCUUCUCAGCCUCCCUCGCCUCGCCUCCUCCUCUCCCCUCUCCCCCACAACCCCGAACUGGCGCUCAAGGGUUAAAUUGGGGCGGAGUCCAGGGAUGAACGACAGCCGCAGUCACCAACUGGAACAGGGCGAGCUAGAAGAGCUGGGUGGGGCCGCGGGACAGAGGCGAACCCACAUGCCCCCAGGCCCCGCCCCGCGGCUGGAGGCCCCGGGUGGAACUGUAGGGGGCGGAGCGGCGAGGCUUGGCGGGCCCGGUGGUUGGGCGUACCAGCACCCGCUUGAGGCACGGGGCGGGGUCGGCCGGGGCCUCCUCCCUCAUUCCCUCGGCGGGCCGAGCCGCCUGUCCCUCCCUCCCCUCCUCCUCUCUUUCCCACCCCUCGGAGAGGAGCUGCACAUGAGGCUGCUCCCUGCUGGGUCCCGCCCAGCCUCCGUCGCGCAGGAACGGGUCCCUGCAGCCCCCAGCCGAUGGCAGGACAGUAGCCGCCUGUCAGGGGUCGCGAAGGGCUGAGGCAGACGCGGCGGCUCCCGGGCCUCAGAGAGUGGGUGUCUCCGGAGGCCAUGGGCUACCCCGAGGUGGAGCGCAGGGAAUCCCUGCCCGCGGCAGCGCCUCGGGAACGCGGGAGCCAGGGCUGCGGCUGUCGCGGGGCCCCUGCCCGGGCGGGCGAAGGGAACAGCUGCCGGCUCUUUCUGGGUUUCUUUGGCCUCUCUCUGGCCCUCCACCUGCUGACGUUGUGCUGCUACCUAGAACUGCGCUCCGAGUUGCGGCGGGAACGGGGAGCUGAGUCCCGCUUCAGCGGCCCCGGUACCCCUGGCACCUCGGGCACCCUGAGCAGCCCCGAUGGCCUCGACCCCAACGGUCCCAUCACCCGCCACUUCGGGCAACGGUUUCCGCAGCAGCAGCCACUGGAACCGGGAGAAACUACGCUCCCCCCAGACUCCCAGGAUGGGCACCAGAUGGCCCUUGUGAAUUUCUUCAUCCCUAAAGAAAAGUCAUACUCUGAAGAGGAAACUAGGCGUGUUCGCCGCAAUAAAAGAAGCAAAAGCAGUGAAGGAGCAGAUGGUCCUGUUAAAAACAAGAAAAAGGGAAAGAAGGCAGGGCCUCCUGGACCCAAUGGCCCCCCAGGACCUCCAGGACCUCCAGGACCCCAAGGACCCCCAGGGAUUCCAGGGAUUCCUGGGAUUCCAGGAACAACUGUUAUGGGACCACCUGGCCCUCCAGGUCCUCCUGGUCCUCAAGGACCCCCUGGCCUCCAAGGACCUUCUGGUGCUGCUGAUAAAGCUGGAACUCGAGAAAACCAGCCAGCCGUGGUGCAUCUACAGGGCCAAGGGUCAGCGAUCCAAGUCAAGAAUGAUCUUUCAGGUGGAGUACUCAAUGACUGGUCUCGCAUCACCAUGAACCCCAAGGUGUUUAAACUACACCCCCGCAGCGGGGAGUUGGAGGUACUGGUGGACGGCACCUACUUCAUCUAUAGUCAGGUAGAAGUAUACUACAUCAACUUCACUGACUUUGCCAGCUAUGAGGUGGUGGUGGACGAGAAACCCUUCCUGCAGUGCACCCGCAGUAUUGAGACAGGCAAAACCAACUACAACACUUGUUAUACAGCAGGUGUCUGCCUCCUCAAAGCCCGGCAGAAGAUCGCCGUGAAGAUGGUGCACGCUGACAUCUCUAUCAACAUGAGCAAGCACACCACCUUCUUCGGGGCCAUCAGGCUGGGCGAGGCCCCUGCAUCCUAGAUCCCUCCAACCUCGUUUUGCCCCUGCCCAUGGCCCUACCCCAGGUUAGGGAGCUAGGACUCCCAGAACCUCUAAGCGCUGCUGUGGAAUGAGGUAUGUGGGUGUCACAGCCGCAGAGAAAAAUUUCCCAGUGCUAUUUAUUCCCCAGUAAUUCCAAGAUGACAAGGCCAACUUGACUUUCCAGAUUGACCUGGAGUGAACAGGACAGUUGAUGAAGCCCCAGGGUUGGCGUGAAGCAGAACCUUCCUCCUUGGCUCCCCAUUGACUGCUUCUAGCAUGACUACAACCUCAAGGUCCCUGGUGUCAUUCUGUUGCACUAAAGUGAGGGGCUUGGGCAGCAGGCGAGAAGUAGCAACAGUACAGCCCAAACUGUGGGGCAAGCCUUUGACCUCGAAAGGUGCGUGUGGGGUAGGAUGGUAACAUUGCAGCCUAAGGAAAGGGGCAAGGAGGGAAAUGCAGGUGCUUGUUACAGAAACCAGGGGAGAAGCCUGCCAGAUGGUCUUUCCACUCUCGCCCAUCCAUGUGCCAGCAGUUGGCAGGGCUUUGGGGAGAGGUUUGCUGUUCCUUGAAGCAGUUACAGGGCAUGGCCAUACACCUGCCUGUAUAAGAACCAGAGGCCAUGCUUGGGGCCAUGUGUCUUUCACUUUGUUUACAGCUGUGCUCCAAGCUCAGAAAACUGCCCGGGUGCCUGCACAAUUGUCCCUUUCCCAGCCUGGUGAGAACUCCCAUUUUUUUUCCUCGCCAGAGCCUACCUCUGUCUGAGACUGGUGCCUAUCCCGGGACCUGUGUUUGUGUGAGUCUGAGAUACUCUUUAGAUUACCUGGGCACAAAGGAAGUUAUCCAUGUAUUAAGCAGCACAAAGAUUCAUCUAGUCCGAGUUAUGUCUGGGGACAAAGAGUGGACUGGAUGACCUCCAAAAGUGCCUUCAAAUUCUAGUAUCUAGGCAGCUGCCAUGCUAGCCUACUAAAAUUCCCAAACCCUAGACUGACUCUGGGCAUCAGCAAGGCAGAGCUUUUUAUCAGACCCAGAAAGGGUAAGAGCCGGGGAUAGGACAGGAUUUUCUUCAAGUGUAUUGCAAUCCAAGUGGUCAUUAAUAGACCUUGUCUGAAAGGACAACAACUGAUGCCCUACUAAUCACAUACCACCCCCUUUCUUCUCUCUGGCUCCAGAAAACCACAGCACAGAAGAGUCACCAUAGAUUCCAGUGCUGCUUCCCUGAAUCCAGGCUCAAGAGGAGGCAGUGUCUAGGCAGUGGGCAGGCUUGCGCCCUCUAGUCAGGCCCAAAGACCUCUUUCCCCCACCCUUAAGCUUCCCAUCGAAUCAUGAUAGGAUCAUUCAAGGGUCUUAUUUCUAACUGUCUGGGGCCAGUCUGGGUGCUGGGUCUGUAGCUGAAAGCUGAGAGAGCCAGUCUUGUAGAAUCUGCUACUUUUACUCCUGGAACAAAUUUCCUUUUGCAGAGAAAGGGAAUAAGAUCCUUCAGGCAGCUGAAAUCCACCAAGAACAACAGGUACUCAUUUCCCUGCUGUGCCUUCAUUUUUUAAGAAACUAUGCUGCUUGGCCCUUCAAGGAUCAGAGCAAGAGGGAGUGAGCUACUCCCCCAUUAUCUGGUUGCUAAUGAUAGCCUUCCCACCCCAGAUGAGGCAAGCUUGAGGCAUGUUUGACCCCAGAUCCUAUAAAGUGCCUUAGACAGUCCUCAGUUAGCAGAAUCUGAUGAGAACCUCUCCUUAAAGUUUGUAUUUUCUCUAUCUCCAUUGAUAAUAUUACCAACCCUAUCAUUUAGACGAAGCUCAGAGGUUGAGUGCUUUGAGCAGGAUCUCAACCAACUUAAGUCAUACCUGGGGCUUUCAACCAGGUCUGACUGUGAAGCUCUUCUGUUCUUCCCCAGCAUUGUUUUGAAUUUGGAAUCCAAGAGAGAACCAAUCAAAAUGGUAAUAUGGACCCCAAAUCCUUGAGGGAUCUAGGGAGAAACGCAGAGAGGCUCAUUUUCGUUCCUUGAUGGUAAUGCCUUUUCUCUUGACUGCCAAGGGCUCUGGGACAAAAGAGUCGGCCAUUUCUUUGGGAAACUCCCAUCAGCCUUAGAGCUUUUGUAUUCAGAAGAAUCGUCUUGGUAGCGUGCCCAAGCAGCAGGCCUCCAGUACCCACAGAACAGAUACCCCUUGUGUUCUUUCAUCCAAUGAAAGAACCAACCAGUGAACCAACCACUGUGCAUGGGGCCCCUCCUGUGGACAAGGGCCUCCUCUGGUUACCCUUCAGACAAGUUACAGGAGCCGGUCACUUCCCACAGCUACAGAGUGACUUCUUAUCUCUUUCUGCCAUACCACAGAGACCUCUGUAUUACCAGGAUCUCUCAGGAAUGCAAAGAAAACCCAAGAGAGGUCUGGAUGAGACGAGGGAAGCAAAAGACUUCCUAAUUGUGCCACUAAAGGGCAUUCUGACACCAACCCUCUUCUCUAGGUAUGUAGGGGAUUAGAGGGAAAAUGGGAUUCACACAGGACUCUUAUUCGUUGUGACCCUUCAAAUACAGCUCUGGAGGGAGUAGGGUGAUGAGAGAAGCAAGAGGUAGCUGGGGAGCCCUGUUGCUGCAAAGUUAUUGAAGUCAUUUACUCUUAAGAGAAUGUGGAGCUAGAUUCACCCCUUGGAAUUACACCAACAUGGCUUUAGAAAUCUGAGGCUAGCACGGAGGAUGGGAUGAGGACAUUUGUGAGCAAGCGGAUGACAGAGGUUUGAAGGAGAAUUGCAUAGUGGGGACUUUGCCAGCUGCUCUGGCUCCAACAGCCAAAGCUGGCACAAAAGGCAGCUGUUGGGGACCCCCUUCAUCCAUCCUGAGCCAAAUCUCUUUUGAUGAGCAAUAAAGGGCUAGGAACCCUGAAGGUGAACAAAGAGUUUGAGCCAUGUGUGAAUACGUGUGUUUUAUGUAACUUCUGGUGGAUGCAAAUAGAUUCAGAGAAAUUAAGAACUCAAGAGGCCCUUAGAAGUAAUCUAGCCCAACCUACCUUCUACCCUACUCAUGUGGAAACUGAGGUCCAGAGAGGGAAGGUGACCUUCCUGAGGUGUGGGGGCCCCAACCUCCAGACUCAGCAAGGUGAGGAAGGCACAGUCCGUGUCCCACACAGCCCCCUUCUUUCUGCAACCCGCAGACUCAAGUCUGGAAGUGCUUGGCCCCCUUCCGGAGCCUGGUCAGGCAGGGAAUGCAUGGCCACAGCCUUUGUCAGAGUGCUUCCUUCCCCAGGGCGCUUCCCCCAGCUUCUGCCUCAGGAUGGAAGCCUCUGGACAGGCCCAACUGCAGGGAGUCCUGGCGCUACCUCAGGACUCCCCCUGCCUGAAGUCUAACCUAGGCCAUGUGAGCAAAAAAAAAGAACUGGAUUUUUUCCUUGUAAUCCAUUUUAGGGCUCUCUCCAAAUGGAGUUGGGAUAUGUCAUUUCUUUAGUCAGAAAGCUUCCAGCUAGGAUGGGGGAAGGGCUGCGUGGUGAGGGUGGCCUGGAGCAGGCCCGAUGCUGCUUUGGGGAUCAGCAUCCAGUGUGAGAUACUGUGUAUAUAAACUAUACAUAAUGUAUAUAAACCGGGAUGUAAGUUUGUGUAAAUUAAUGGUUUAUUCUUUGCAAAUAAAGCUUUUUCCCCUUGUUCUUAAAA
Messenger RNA from Bubalus bubalis (water buffalo), 6866 nucleotides. It is a transcript of the gene EDA, whose product is annotated as ectodysplasin A. Gene Ontology annotation, molecular function: tumor necrosis factor receptor binding; death receptor binding; death receptor agonist activity. The transcript is spliced from 10 exons. Gene Ontology annotation, biological process: animal organ development; immune response. Bases 2061 to 3236 code for a protein of 391 amino acids. Lineage: Eukaryota; Metazoa; Chordata; Mammalia; Artiodactyla; Bovidae. The record is from RefSeq and is a predicted model, not a curated record. Gene Ontology annotation, cellular component: membrane.